Paramecium sonneborni is the source of this 608-nucleotide messenger RNA. The record is from the annotation of a GenBank genome assembly. NCBI's taxonomy places the organism in Eukaryota, Ciliophora, Oligohymenophorea, Peniculida, Parameciidae.
AUGGAAUUAGAAAAAGUAUUUAAAAUCAAUUUGUUAUUAUUUUUAGAUUCAAUUAUAUCAUAAAUAAUUAUAAUUUUCAAAUACCUAUAACCAUGAUAAUUUUUAAGUAAGCGAAGGGGAAAAAGUUGUAACAGAAUGGUUGGCCUUAUUGUUUUGUGAUUACGCAAUAUCAAAAACUGGGAAAAUACAGUUUGCAAUGAAGAAGUUGUGUGGAUCACAUUUUCAUGUCCAAAUUGGAUUUAUAAAAAUAUUCUAAAAAAAUAAUUAUAAAUGUUAUUACAAUGGGCAUGGGUAUGAAAAAAUAAUUAUCAUAUUAGAACAUAUUUAAUAUUUUUAUGGUUGUAUUUUUUCUCAUCAUAAUUAAAAUCUAUUAGAUAAAAAUUAUCAUUUGAAUUUACAAAUAAUGAUAUAAUAUAAUAAUAAUGGAAGUAUGUAUUGAACAUAAAUACAUUGAAAUGGAGUAAAUAGAAUUGUCCAUAAUUAAGAUUUAUUGUAAAUAGAAUAUUUAUAAUUAAUAGAUGAACAUAUAUACAAAAUAUGAAUUAUAUCCAUGUGUGGGUGUUUUGCGUAAUUCUAAAAUAAAAAUAUUAAAUAAUAUACCAGUUUGA